Brenthis ino (lesser marbled fritillary) is the source of this 339-nucleotide messenger RNA. The record is from the annotation of a GenBank genome assembly. NCBI's taxonomy places the organism in Eukaryota, Metazoa, Arthropoda, Insecta, Lepidoptera, Nymphalidae.
AUGUCAUGGGAGUAUAAGCGCGCGCUGUCGACCAAGCUUAAGUCGCGCUUUAAACAUCGUGAGGGUGAAAUGUCUCCAAGACAACAAAAUGAUUUGAUAAAAAGGGAUAGAGAAAGUUCAAAACGAUAUAAUCAGAAAAAAAACUUAAAUAAGUUAAAAGAACUUGAAGAACACAUAAUUAUUGAAGACAAUGAUGAUUCUGAUAUGAACAGUGUCAUAAUUGAGCUUUUUAAGUGGUUAUUAAAACAGUACAUGAGUCACUGUGCCAAUAUUGUUUGUCAAAACAACUAUAUCAAGAACUUGAAAUCAAAACUGAAAUCAGGAGAAUGCAUUGUGCAC